AUGGCGUGCACGGUGCUGUUGCUGUGCGUGGGCUGCGCCGUCGCCGUGGACGAGCAGGGCGCGGCGCUGCUGGCGUGGAAGGCCACGCUGCGGGGCGGUGACGCGCUGGCCGACUGGAAGCCGAGCGACGCGUCGCCGUGCCGGUGGACCGGCGUGACGUGCGACGCGGGCGGGGGUGUCACGGAGCUCAGCCUGCAGUUCGUCGACCUGUUCGGCGGCGCGCCAGCCAACCUGACCGCCCUGGGCGCCACGCUGUCCCGGCUCGUCCUCACCGGCGCGAACCUGACGGGGCCUAUCCCGCCGGGGCUCGGCGAGCUGCCGGCGCUGGCGCACCUCGACCUCAGCAACAAUGCACUCACCGGGAGGAUACCAGCGGAGCUGUGCCGGGAAGGGAGGCACACUUCCGGACGCCAUCGGCAAUCUCACGGCGCUCCGUGA
Molecule: messenger RNA, 438 nt
Organism: Panicum hallii
Lineage: Eukaryota; Viridiplantae; Streptophyta; Magnoliopsida; Poales; Poaceae
Product: LRR receptor-like serine/threonine-protein kinase
Exons: 2
Coding region: 1-438 (145 amino acids)
Molecular function (GO): protein binding
Source: RefSeq, a predicted model, not a curated record